Molecule: messenger RNA, 1632 nt
Organism: Scomber scombrus (Atlantic mackerel)
Lineage: Eukaryota; Metazoa; Chordata; Actinopteri; Scombriformes; Scombridae
Gene: ppil3
Product: peptidylprolyl isomerase (cyclophilin)-like 3
Exons: 7
Coding region: 1-633 (210 amino acids)
Biological process (GO): protein folding; protein peptidyl-prolyl isomerization
Cellular component (GO): catalytic step 2 spliceosome
Molecular function (GO): peptidyl-prolyl cis-trans isomerase activity
Source: RefSeq, a predicted model, not a curated record
AUGUGGAGAAUGCAGAGAAAACAGAGUUACUACACAUCUGUGGUGUCUGCACCGGUCCAUUGUGUGCACCCCGGAACCAUUCAGUGCUCACUGUACUCAGACGGACAUAUUUCUCUGACACACUGGUGCACAGACGCAACGUUUGAAAUGGCUGUUACCCUUCACACAGAUGUGGGAGAAUUUAAAAUUGAGUUGUUUUGUGAGCGCUCACCGAGAUCAUGUGAGAACUUUCUUGCCUUGUGUGCCAGUGGGUUUUACAACGGCUGCAUCUUUCACCGAAAUAUUAAAGGCUUCAUGGUUCAAACUGGAGACCCAACAGGCACAGGAAAAGGAGGGACCAGUAUAUGGGGUCGCAAAUUUGAAGAUGAGUUCAGUGAACACUUAAAACAUAAUGUAAGAGGAGUGGUCUCGAUGGCAAACAAUGGCCCCGACAUGAACGGCUCCCAGUUUUUCUUCACGUAUGCCAAACAGCCUCAUCUGGACAUGAAGUACACAGUGUUUGGAAAGAUUAUCGAUGGCUUGGAAUCACUGGAUGAACUGGAGAAACUGCCUGUCAACGAAAAGACGUUCCGACCGCUGAGUGACUGCCGGAUAAAGGAUGUGACCAUUCAUGCCAACCCUUUUGCUGGAUAGACGACAUACUUUUUAAAUAUGGAGAUGGGCCUUUAACACACACAUGGACUUGGGCGAUAUUCCCAAUAAUCCAAUUGAUACACUGUAUAGUACCUUGCCAUGGAUGGAUAACUUGUCAGAAGCUAGAAUUUAGAGAGAAAACCCCUGGACAGUUUGCAUGUCAGCCUUUGCUUACAGGAAUGACCCAGAAUUUAAAUAAUAAAGCAAUGCCCACAAAGCCCAAAAGAACAUUUAAAUACAUUUUUUUUUUUGCUGUAAUCAUUCCUCCUGUUCAUACUGACCAUUAGAAGAUACCUUCAUAAUGGAUUUACAAUGGAAGUGAUUGGGGCCCAAAAUCCACAGUCCUCCAUCUUGUAAAAAUGUAUUUAAAAUUUGAUCUGAAGCUAAUAUUCUUCAGUCGCCCAAAUGAGUGAAAUCAAGUAGAUAUGUUUCAACGUCACAGUGUUUUUAGUGCCAAAGUCCCUUUAUUUUUAACUGUACUUCCACUGCAGUUCAACAGGAAACGCAAAAAGGGAAUUUGAUGCUAAAACGACUGUAAAUGUGGUAGAUCUCCACUUGACUAACUCAGACUGCUGAAGCCUCACAUAAGCUUCACAUCAACUUUUAAAUGCAUUUUUGCACAAAAUGACUGCAUGGACACACUGGAUUUUGGCCCCCAUCACUUACAUUAAAGCACAUUUGAAGGAGAUCAUUUAACAGCCAAUAUGAACAGCAGGAAUGAAUACAGCGAGGAAAAACUCUUUAAGGCCUAUCCUUUAAUUCUCUUUUGGGCAAAAGAUAUAAUAUGGUUUUAAUAAGACAACUUUAUUCAUGCCCCACAGAUAAAUGCCACAUUUUGCAUCCCAAUUGCUCUUUGCCGACUCAUUCAAAAUUCAGUCCAAAAAGAAAACAUGUCUGACUUUGUGUAACAUUGUUCUACAGACUCUGAUCUUUUUUUUCUUGAUAAGACUGUAAAUAAAUUGCCAGUGUUUUGUACUAAAUAAAACUUUUUUUAAUGAA